UUACGUGAUUUAUCAUCAUUUAAAAACAAACAAACACACAUUAUAUAUUGAAUGAGUGAAGACAGAUAUACUUCACAUCUCUCAUGGGAUUCUUUACACUAAGAAUUUGAAGAUGGUUUUCAAAAGAGGAGUUGGAACAUCAGCAAACACAAUGAGGCUGGAAACAAUAGCAAUACUUUUACUUAUAACAGCAACAACUACAGAUACACAAAAUACAAUAACUACUGCAGCUCCCACAACCACUGCAGACCCUAUUAAAACCACAACCAUUUCAGCGCUAACUACAAACACAACCACUACAACUACAACUACGGCAGCCACCUUUACAACCACUGCCAUCCCACCUACAACCACAACUACAGCUAACCCCAGUACAACCACAACUACUGUAGACCCCAGUACAACCACAACCACGGAAGACCAAACUACAACCACAACCACAGCAGCCCCCACUACAACUACAACCACUACAGCCCCAACAAAAACCAUGAUUACUGCAGCCCCUACUACGACAACUGCAGCUGCCACUACAAACACAACCACUGAAGCCACCAUUACAACUACAACCACUGCAGCCUCAACUACAACCACUGCAGUACACAUUACAACUACUGCAGGCCCAAUCAUGAACACAACCACUGCAGCCCCAACUACAACCAAAACCACUGCAGCCCCUACUAUAACUACAGCCGCCCAAACUAUAACCACUGCGGCCACAACUACAACCACAACCACUGCAGCCUUUAGUAUAACCACAACCACACCUGCCAAAGCUACAACCACUGCAGCCCCUAUUACAACCACAACCACUGCAGCCCCCACUCCAACUACAGCCACUGCAGCCCCAGCUACAACCACAACCACUGUUACCACUUCUACAAUUACAGCCAAGCCAAUAACAACCACAGAUGCCCAAGCUUCAGCUAUGAUCACUUCCGCCCCCACUGCAAACACAACUUCUGCAGCAACAAUUACAACCACAGCCACUGCAGCCUUAACGACAACUACAAGCACUGCAGUUCCUACUACAAUGACAACGACUGUAGCUCCAACUAUAACCACAACCAGUGCAGCCCCUACUACAACUACAGCCACCCCAACUACAAACACUGCAGCCCCAGCUAUAAUCAUAAUUACAGCCACCCCAGGUACAACCACUGCAGCCCCCACUACAAUCACAACUUCUGCAGCACCAAUUACAACCACAGCCACUGCAGCGAUAAUGACAACCACAACCACUGCAGAACUAACUACAAUGGCUGUAACCCCUACUACAAGUACAGCCACCCCAAUCCCAACCACUGCAGCCACCAAUACAACCACUGCAGCCCCCAUUACAUCCACUGCAGGUUCAAAUACAACAGCAAACACUGCAGCCCCCACUACAGCCACAGCCGCUCCAACUACAACCACUUUAGCCCCUAUGAUAACUACAGCCACCCCAGCUACAACCACUGAAGCCCCAAUUACAAUCACAACCACAGCCACCCCAGCUAAGACCACUACAGCCCCAACUACAACCACAACCACUGCAGCCUCUACGACAACAACAGCCACCCCAGCUACAAACACUGCAGCCCCAACUACAAGUACAACCACAGCAACACCAGCUACAACCACUGCAGCCCCCAUUACAAACGCUACAGCAACUACUACAACAACUGUAGGCCCUACGAUAACUACAGCCACCCCAGCUACAACCACUGCAGCCCCAACUACAACCACAACUUUUGCAGCACAAACUACAACCACAGCCACUACAGCCCUAAUGAUAACUACAAGCACUGCAGUCCCAACCACAACCACAGGUACUGUGGCCCCUACUACAACCACAGCCGACCCAACUAGAACCACAGGAGAAACAACAACAAACACAACCACUGCAGCCCGAAAUACAACCAUAAGUACUGCAGCCCCUACUACAAAUACAGCCCCCACAACUACAACCACUGCAACCCCAACUACAAACACAACCACUGCAGCAUCCACUACAACCACAGCCGCCCCACCUACAACCACUCCAGCACCCUAUACAACCACUUUAGCCCCAAUUACAACCACAGCCACUGCAGCACCUAAUACAACUACAGCCACCCCAGCUACAACCACUGCAACCCCAACUACAACCACAACCACUGCAGCACCCACUACAACCACAUAUGCCCCAUUUAUAACCAUUACAUCUCCUACUACAACCACAAACACUGCAGCCUAUACUACAACUACAGCCACCCCAUCUCCAACCACUGCAGCCCCUAAUAAAACUACUGCAGUGCCCACUACAACCAUAAUUACUGCAGCCAUUACUACAACCACUGCAGCCCCCACUAGGACCACAACGUCUCCAGCCCCUACUACAACUACAGCCACCCCAACUACAAUCACAACUCCAGGUACAACCACUGCAGCCCUCACUAGAAACAUAACGACUGCAGCCCCCACUACAACCACAACCACAGCAGCACCUACUACAACCACAGCCACUGCUAGCCUAAUUACAACCACUACAGCCCCAAUUACAACAACAACCACUGCUGCCCCAACUACAGCUACAACCACUGCAUCCCUCACUACAUCCCCAAUCACUGCAGACUCAACUACAACCACAACCACUGCAGCUCCCACUACAACCACAACCAAUGCAACACCAUCUACAACCACUGCAUCCCCAAGUACAACCACAACCGCCCUAAUUACAACAACAACAAAUGCAGACUCAACUACAACCACAAACACUGCAGCUCCAACUACAAUUACAACCACUGCAGCACCCACUACAACCACAUAUGCCCCAUUUAUAACCAUUGCAUCUCCUACUACAACCACAAACACUGCAGCCCAUACUACAACUACAGCCACCCCAUCUCCAACCACUGCAGCCCCUAAUACAACUACUGCAGCGCCCACCACAACCAUAAUUACUGCAGCCCCUACUACAACCACUGCAGCCCCCACUAGGACCACAACGGCUGCAGCCCCUACUACAACUACAGCAACCCCAACUACAAUCACAACUCCAGGUACAACCACUGCAGCCCUCACUACAACCACAACUUCUGCAGCACAAAUUGCAACCACAGCCACGGCACCAAUAAUGACAAUUAUAAGCACUGCAGCACCCACUACAACCACUGCAGCCACAACUACAAACACAAAUACAGCUAACACCACUAGAACUACAACAACUGCAGCCACAACUACAACCACAAUUACUGCAGCCUCUACUACAACCACAAACACUGCAGCCUUCAAUAGAAACACAACGACUGCAGUCCCCACUACAACCACAACCACAGCAGCACCUACUACAACCACAGCCACUGCUAGCCUAAUUACAACCACUACAGCCCCAAUUACAACAACAACCACUGCUGCCCCAACUACAGCUACAACCACUGCAUCCCUCACUACAACCACAACCAAUGCAACACCAUCUACAACCACUGCAUCCCCAAGUACAACCACAAACGCACUAAUUACAACAACAACCAAUGCAGCCCCCACUACAUCCACAACCACUGCAGCCCCCACUACCACCACAACCACUGCAGUCUCCAAUACAACCACAAGCACUGCAGCACCGACUACAAGCUCAACCAAUGCAGAAUCCACUACAUCCACAUCCACUGCAGCCAAAACUACAAACGCAAUCACUGCAGCCCUAACUACAACCAUAACCACAUCAGCCUCCACUACAACCACUGUAGCCCCAACUACAACAACAAUCAACACAACACCUAAUACAACCUCAAACACUGGGGCCCUAAUUACAAACACUACAGCCCCAACUAGAACCGCAAUCACUGCUGCCCAAACUAUGACAACCACUGUAGCCCCAACUACAACCACAGAUACUGCAGCCCCCACUACAGCCAUAACCACUGCAGCCUCAACUACAACCAGAACCACUGCAUCCCCCACAACAACCACAACCAGUGCAGCCUCAAAUACAAACACAACCACUGCAGCUCCCGCUACAACCACUGUAGCCCAAACUACAACCACAAUCACUACAGCACCUACUACAACCCCAAUCACUGCAGCCUCAACUACAACCACAACCACUGCUGUCCCAAUGAUAAACACAACCACUGCAGCCCCAACUAUAACCUCAAACACUGCCGCCCUAAUUACAAACACUACAGCCCCAACUAGAAGCACAACCACUGCUGCCCAAACUACGACAACCACUGCUGCCCCAACUACAGCUACAACCACUGCAGCCCCCACUACAACCACAACCACUGCAGACUCAACUACAACCACAACCACUGCAUCCCCAACUACAACCACAACCAGUGCAGCCUCAACUACAACCAGAACCACUGCAGCUCCCACUACAACCAAAACCAAUGCAACACCAUCUACAACCGCUGCAUCCCCAAGUACAACCACAACCGCCCUAAUUACAACCACAACUAAUGCAGCCCCCAAUACAACCCCAACCACAGCAGCCCCCACUACAACCACAAACUCUGGCGGCCCAACUACAACCACUGAAGCCCCACCUAUAACCACUACAGCCCACACUACAACCACAACCACUGCAGCCCCCACUACAACCACAAACACUGCAGCCUCUAUUACAACUACAACCACUUCAGCCCUCACUACAAUACCAACCACUGCAGCCCAAACUACAACCCCAACCACUGCAGCCCCAAGUACAACCAAAACAGCCAUCUCCAUUCCACAGCCAUUGGUCUACACUGCAGCCCCAACUACAGCCACCCCAACUGCAAUCACAACUCCAGCUAAAACCACAGCAGCCCUCACUACAACCACAACCACAGCAGCCUCAACUGCAUCCACCCCCACUUCAGCCUCAACUACAACCACAACCACUACAGCCCCAACUACAACCACAACCACUGCAGCCCCCACUACAACCACAACCACUGCAGCCCCCACUACAACCAUAACAACUACAGCAACUAGUACAACCACAACCACUGCAGACCGCACAACAGCAACAACCACUGCUGCUCCAACUAUAACCACAGUCACUGUAGCCCCCUCUACAACCACUACAGUCCCCACUACAAUCACAACAUAUGCUGCCCAAACUACAACCACAAACACAGUAGCCCCCACUACAACCACAACCACUGCAGCCUCAAAUAAAACCACAACCACUGCAACCCCAACUACAACCACUGCAGCAUCUACUACAACCACAACGACUGCAUACCCCUCUACAACCACAACCACAGCAGCCUCAACUACAACCAGAACAACUGCAGCCCCCACUAUAUCCACACCCACUGCAGCCUCCACUAUAAACACAACCACAGCAGCUCCCACUACUACCCCAACCACUGAAGCCUCGACUACAAACACAGUAGCCCCAACUACAACCACAACUACUACAGCACCUACUACAAUCCCAAACACUGUAGCCUCAACUAGAACAACAACCACUGCUGCCCCAAUGACAACCACAACCACUGCUGCCCCAACUACAACCACAAACACAGCAGCCCCCACUACAACCACAGAUACCACAGCACCUAAUACAACCUCAAACACUGCGGCCCUAAUUACAAACACUACAGCCCCAACUAGAACCGCAAUCACUGCUGCCCAAACUACGACAACCACUGCAGCCCCAACUACAACCACAGAUACUGCAGCCCCCACUACAGCCACCCUCAACUACAACCACAACCACUGCUACCCUAAAUACAACUACUACAGCCCCAACUACAACAAAAACUACUGCUACCCCAGCUACAGCUACAACAACUACAGCCUCUACUACAACACCAAUCAUUGCAGCCUCAACUACAACCACAGCCACUGCAACCCCCACUACAACCACUGCAGCUGCCACUACAACCACAAACACUGCAUCCCCAGCCCCCACUACAACCACAGCCACUGCAGCCCCCGCUACAACCACAGCCUCUGCAGCCCCCGCUACAACUACAGCCUCUGCAGCCCCGACUACAACCUCAACUAA
Messenger RNA from Polyodon spathula (Mississippi paddlefish), 5962 nucleotides. RefSeq names its product mucin-2-like. The coding region runs from base 113 to 5962 and encodes 1949 amino acids. The transcript is spliced from 7 exons. The record is from RefSeq and is a predicted model, not a curated record. NCBI's taxonomy places the organism in Eukaryota, Metazoa, Chordata, Actinopteri, Acipenseriformes, Polyodontidae.